AUGUCCUCAAAUUAUGACAUCGGCACCAGAGCAUGGCAGCCCGAUGCCACAGAGGGCUGGGUUGCCUCAGAGGUCAUCAAGAAAUCCGUCGAUGGCUCCAAGGUGACCCUCGUGUUCAAGCUUGAUAAUGGCGAGGAGAAAGAGAUCAAGAUCUCUGCGGAGGCCCUACAGAGCGGAAACGAUCCGUCAUUACCUCCGUUGAUGAACCCGACCAUGCUCGAAGCCAGCGAUGACCUGACCAACCUCUCACAUCUCAACGAACCAGCUGUCCUCCAAGCUAUCCGACUCCGAUACGCCCAGAAAGAGAUCUACACAUACUCUGGUAUCGUGCUAAUAGCUACAAAUCCCUUUGCUCGCGUAGACUCCCUCUACGUGCCCGGCAUGGUACAAGUAUACGCCGGGAAGCAAAGGGCGACACAAGCACCACAUCUGUUCGCUAUUGCCGAGGAGGCUUUCAUGGACAUGCUGCGAGACAACAAGAACCAAACCAUCGUCGUAUCGGGAGAGUCUGGCGCCGGAAAGACGGUGAGCGCUAAGUACAUCAUGCGGUAUUUCGCGACAAGAGAAUCACCCGACAAACCUGGUGCAAAGUCCAAGAAGGGCGCAGAGGCUAUGAGUGAGACGGAGGAGCAGAUUCUGGCAACGAAUCCCAUAAUGGAAGCUUUCGGUAACGCGAAGACGACUCGAAACGAUAACUCGUCACGAUUCGGAAAGUACAUCGAGAUCAUGUUCGACAAGGGCACAAACAUCAUUGGUGCCAAGAUCAGAACCUAUCUGCUCGAGCGAUCAAGGCUGGUUUUCCAACCGCUAAAGGAGCGAAACUAUCACAUCUUCUACCAGCUCAUUGCUGGUAUCUCCGAACAGCAACGUCAGGAGCUUGGUCUUUUGCCCGUUGAACAGUUUGAAUAUCUCAACCAAGGAAACACCCCCGUGAUCGACGGUGUAGAUGACAAGGCCGAGUUCAAUGCUACAAGGGCGUCCUUGAAAACAGUCGGUGUAGACGAGACUUCUCAGACCGAGAUCUUCAAACUGCUCGCUGGUCUGCUGCAUCUCGGCAACGUUAAGAUCGGAGCCUCGCGCACAGACAGCGUGCUCGCACCCACAGAGCCCUCUCUCGAAAAAGCUUGCGCAAUCCUGGGUAUUAACGCGACCGAAUUUGCCAAGUGGAUCGUGAAGAAGCAGUUGAUUACCCGAGGAGAGAAGAUCACGUCCAACUUGACGCAAGCGCAAGCCAUCGUCGUCCGAGACUCCGUUGCUAAGUAUAUCUACUCAAGCUUGUUCGACUGGCUGGUUGAGAUUAUCAACCGCAGUUUGGCUACUGAUGAGAUCUUGAGCCGAGUCAGCUCCUUCAUUGGUGUUCUCGAUAUUUACGGUUUCGAGCACUUCGCCAAGAACUCAUUUGAACAAUUUUGCAUCAACUACGCCAAUGAGAAGUUGCAGCAGGAGUUCAACCAGCAUGUCUUCAAGCUUGAGCAGGAGGAGUAUCUCAAGGAGCAGAUCGAUUGGACCUUCAUUGAUUUCUCCGAUAACCAACCCUGCAUUGACCUCAUCGAGGGCAAGCUGGGUAUUCUGUCACUGCUCGACGAAGAAUCCAGGUUACCAAUGGGCUCAGAUGAGCAGUUCGUAACCAAGCUGCACCACAACUAUGCUUCUGACAAGCACCAAUUCUACAAGAAGCCUCGCUUUGGGAAGUCGGCAUUCACCGUGUGCCAUUAUGCCAUUGAUGUCACGUACGAGUCGGAAGGUUUCAUAGAGAAGAACCGCGACACUGUACCCGAUGAGCAUAUGGCCGUGCUUCGGGCGACGAGCAACAAAUUCCUCAGCUCGGUGCUGAUUGCUGCAACACAGGUACGGGAGAAGGAUCUUGCAUCUGCCUCUUCGAAUGCUGUGAAGCCAGCGGGCGGAAGGAAGAUCGGCGUUGCUGUCAACCGUAAACCUACGCUGGGCGGUAUCUUCCGCUCUUCGCUGAUCGAACUGAUGAAUACCAUCAACAACACGGAUGUUCAUUACAUUCGUUGCAUCAAGCCCAAUGAGGGUAAGGAGGCGUGGAAAUUUGAGGGCCCGAUGGUAUUGAGUCAGCUUCGAGCUUGUGGUGUUCUUGAGACCGUGCGAAUCAGCUGCGCCGGUUAUCCCACGAGAUGGACGUAUGAGGAAUUUGCUCUUCGAUAUUAUAUGCUUGUGCCAUCAACUGAGUGGACAGCGGAGAUCCGACAAAUGGCCAAUGCCAUCCUGACGAAGGCCCUGGGCACCAGCACUGGCAAGGGCUUAGAUAAGUACCAGCUUGGUCUAACCAAGAUCUUCUUCCGCGCCGGUAUGCUCGCGUUCUUGGAGAAUUUGAGAACGAACAGGUUGAAUGCGUGCGCCAUCAUGAUCCAGAAGAACCUCAGGGCCAAGUUCUAUCGCCGCAGGUAUCUUCUCGCACGCGAGUCGAUCAUCUCCUUCCAGGCCGCUUCCAGGGCUUAUGUGGCUAGGAAACAAGCUCAGGAGCUGCGGACAAUCAAGGCAGCGACCACCAUCCAGCGUGUCUGGCGUGGCCAGAAAGAGAGGAAGCAAUUCUUGCGGAUCAGGGCCGACCUCGUGCUUGCCCAGGCAGCUAUCAAGGGCUACCUGCGCAGGAAGGAAAUUAUGGAGACUCGUGUUGGAAAUGCUGCUCUGCUUAUUCAAAGGACAUGGCGCUCGAGGAGGGCUCUUCGUUCUUGGAGACAAUACCGCAAGAAGGUCACUCUUAUCCAGAGCUUGUGGCGUGGUAAGAUGGCUCGUCGUGGUUACAAGAAGGUCCGCGAGGAGGCUCGUGAUCUCAAGCAGAUCUCAUACAAGCUGGAAAACAAGGUUGUAGAAUUGACCCAGUCUCUGGGCACCAUGAAGGCUCAGAACAAGGAGCUCAAGACGCAAGUCGAGAACUACCAGGGCCAGAUCAAGUCCUGGCAAACAAGGCACAAUGCCCUCGAGGUCAGGACCAAGGAUCUCCAAGCCGAGGCAAACCAAGCAGGUAUUGCCGCAGCUCGCCUCCAGGCCAUGGAAGACGAGAUGAAGACGCUUCAGGCAAGAUUCGACGAGUCUGCCUCCAACGUCAAGAGGAUGCAAGACGAGGAGAGAGCGCUGAAAGACUCCCUCCGAGCUACCAGCACGGAGUUGGAGGUUGCCCGACAGGAAGCUUCACGUCACGAAACCGAGAAGAACUCUUUGCGGCAACAGCUUCUCGAGCUCCAGGACGCUUUGGAACUGGCCAGAAGACAGGUGCCCGUCAAUGGAGAACUCACGAACGGAGCUGGUGUCGCCCCAGCUGUGGCCAAUGGUCUUAUCAACCUUGUCUCUUCCAAGAAGCCUAAGCGACGAAGUGCCGGCGCCGAGCCCUCUCAAGUUGACCGCUUUAGCGCUGCGUACAACCCUCGACCGGUUUCGAUGGCUAUCACCGGCCGCCAGCAGACCUUGUCUGGCGCCACUUUCAUUCCUGGCGUCGACAAUAUCGAGAUGGAGCUCGAAACACUCCUCGCCGACGAGGAUGGCCUCAAUGAGGAGGUUACUAUGGGUCUCAUCCGAAACCUGAAGAUCCCCUCCCCCAACACCAACCCCCCGCCUUCAGACAAGGAGGUCCUCUUCCCCUCCUACCUUAUCAACCUCGUCACAUCCGAGAUGUGGAACAACGGCUUCGUCAAGGAGUCGGAGCGGUUCCUUGCAAACGUCAUGCAGUCCAUCCAGCAAGAAGUCAUGCAGCACGACGGCGACGAGGCUAUCAACCCCGGUGCAUUCUGGCUCUCUAACGUCCAUGAGAUGCUUUCCUUCGUAUUCCUUGCUGAGGACUGGUACGAGGCCCAGAAGACCGAUAAUUAUGAGUACGAUCGACUGUUGGAAAUUGUAAAACAUGAUCUAGAGAGUUUGGAGUUCAACAUUUAUCAUACGUGGAUGAAGGUCCUAAAGAAGAAGCUGCAAAAGAUGAUUAUCCCCGCCAUCAUUGAGUCGCAGUCACUGCCGGGCUUCGUCACAAAUGAGAAUAACAGAUUCCUGGGCAAGCUUCUGCAGUCGAACUCUGCCCCCGCCUACAGCAUGGACAACCUGCUCAGCCUGCUGAACAACGUCUUCCGCGCCAUGAAGGCGUAUUAUCUCGAGGACUCGAUCAUUACCCAAACGGUCACCGAGCUCCUCCGACUUGUGGGCGUUACCGCUUUCAACGAUCUGUUGAUGCGCCGGAACUUCCUCUCCUGGAAGCGAGGCCUGCAGAUCAACUACAACAUUACCCGAAUUGAGGAGUGGUGCAAGAGCCAUGAUAUGCCUGAAGGCACUCUUCAGCUCGAGCAUCUGAUGCAAGCGACGAAGCUGUUACAGCUUAAGAAGGCAACUCUGAAUGAUAUCGAGAUCAUCCAAGACAUCUGCUGGAUGCUUUCUCCCAAUCAAAUUCAGAAGCUGUUGAACCAGUACCUCGUCGCUGAUUAUGAGCAGCCUAUCAAUGGCGAGAUCAUGAAGGCUGUUGCAUCAAGAGUGACCGAGAAGAGCGAUGUCUUGCUCCUCCAGGCCGUUGACAUGGACGACAGCGGUCCGUACGAGAUUGCGGAGCCAAGAGUCAUCACUGCUCUAGAGACUUAUACACCGUCUUGGCUACAAACUCCGAGACUUAAGCGGCUCGCCGAGAUUGUGUCAGCACAGGCCAUCGCCCAGCAGGAGAAGUUCGAGUAUGGCUCUCAAGGUGGCUUUGAGAAUGGCGACCUAGCGGAAGUCGACGAGGCGCCAGAACCUAUUGAGGCCAGUGCCUAG
Phaeoacremonium minimum UCRPA7 is the source of this 4749-nucleotide messenger RNA. RefSeq names its product putative myosin myo2 protein. Gene Ontology annotation, biological process: vesicle transport along actin filament; actin filament organization. Bases 1 to 4749 code for a protein of 1582 amino acids. The transcript is spliced from 7 exons. Gene Ontology annotation, molecular function: actin filament binding; ATP binding; microfilament motor activity. The record is from RefSeq and is a predicted model, not a curated record. Lineage: Eukaryota; Fungi; Ascomycota; Sordariomycetes; Togniniales; Togniniaceae. Gene Ontology annotation, cellular component: cytoplasm; myosin complex; vesicle.